UUUCUCACUUGACAGCAAGAGAUCCAUCCAACCUGUAAAAAUCCAACUGUUUAACUCUCUGUCAGUGUGUCUUUUAAUUAAAAUUUCGAAAAAUGGUGACCUCAAGGUCACUAACGCUGUCAAUCCUGGUCAUCAUCAUCCUUCAGUUGGGGACAGCUACCAUUUCGCCGAGUGACAAAAAGCCAAAGGACAGCAAGCAAGCUACCGCUGAUGCGAAGAAAGGCCCCGUCCCAGAGUCUGUCUUUCAACGAAACCUGGUCACCAGAUCGCCCUCAGCGAGUGACAUUGUCGCAGAAAGCGGCAUGUACUGCAAAAAGAUUGAGCGGAACUUCACUAACGCGGUGCUGGGCUAUGUUACUCCGUGGAACAAUCAUGGCUACGACGUCGCGAAAACAUUUGGCAAUAAAUUCACAAUGAUUUCUCCCGUUUGGCUGCAAAUCAAACGCAAGCCGACCGGUACUUUCCACAUCACAGGAACCCACGACAUUGAUCACGAGUGGAUUAAGGAUGUGAGGAAGCGGGGGAAGAAGAGUCAGGUCAAAAUCGUCCCACGCGUCCUGUUCGAUGGCUGGUCUAGCGACGAUUUCUACGCCUUAUUCACCACCGGUACAGAGCCAAAAGAAUUGACAAAAACGAUCGUGAUGUCACUCAAGGCCUACAAGUUUGACGGUGUGGUCCUCGAAGUCUGGUCCCAGUUAGGCGGACAGGGGCGAAAAGCAUUGCAAAUGCUGGUCAAAUUACUUGGUGAAGCUUUAACCAAAGCAGACUUGAAGUUCAUCCUGGUCAUCCCACCACCCGUAUCGCCUCAUACCGGAAAAGUUGGCAACAUCGAAAUGGAUGAUAUCAAGCAGAUGUACGCAUACGUUGACUACUUUUCCGUUAUGACGUACGACUACUCGAGUCCCGAACGGCCUGGGGCCAACAGUCCUAUAAAAUGGGUCGAGAAAUGUAUCAAGGCGAUCUCCACGAAGAAGAACGAGAGGUCAAAGUUCCUCAUAGGGCUCAACUUCUACGGCUAUGACUACACUUCGUCGGGCGGACACCCCAUCCUGGGCAAGGACUAUCUCGACCUCGUCUCUAAAACAAGUGCUAUCCAGUGGGGCGAUGAUGUCGAGGAACACUACUUUGAAGCGAAGGACAAGGGGAUCAAACACACCGUUUUCUACCCCACGCUAUAUUCGAUACGACAACGGAUCAAGCUGGCGGAAGAAUUGGGUUGUGGUCUAGCAAUUUGGGAACUUGGUCAAGGCCUCGACUACUUUUAUGAUCUAUUGUAAAUGGUGCAUUUUUCAUAUACGAACAAGUUUGAUAGCUUUAAUAGUAAUUGAAAGUUUAAAAAAGAUGGAUGCAAUAUUCAAUUACAAUUAUUUCAUAAAAAUUGGAGACGUUUUGAUUUUGUAAAAUAAAAUUUUUGUUAACUUUUGAAAAUUUCACUGUCAAGUUUGUGUAAUUUAUGUAUUGCUUAAGUAUGAAUUGAAAAACAUUCCACAAUUA
Molecule: messenger RNA, 1494 nt
Organism: Folsomia candida
Lineage: Eukaryota; Metazoa; Arthropoda; Collembola; Entomobryomorpha; Isotomidae
Product: chitinase domain-containing protein 1
Exons: 7
Coding region: 93-1277 (394 amino acids)
Biological process (GO): carbohydrate metabolic process
Cellular component (GO): extracellular region
Molecular function (GO): chitin binding; oligosaccharide binding
Source: RefSeq, a predicted model, not a curated record